AUGCCUGAAACUGCUGGUCCGCAGCGACGAGUAGCUCCUGGCAGGUCAUGUCUCGAGUGUCGCCGUCGGAAGAUUGCCUGCGACCGUUCCCACCCAUGCUCGUACUGCCUCAAAGUAAAAAUACAAUGUGCCUAUCCCCAGGUCUCGGCCUCGGUUUCGACAGGCAACGAAGGCGCCGGAAAUCCUAUUUUACAAGAGAGAAUAGACGGAAUUGACGAUAGGUUGAAACUGCUUGAGCAAUCUGUGGGUGAAAUCAAGGACAUAUUGCUGGCAACUCGUCCACCUUCGCAGUUUCCACGUCAGGAUGAUUUCAAUCAAGGGAUGCCUGACAUUGUACCUGAUACACGAGAACAACUUACGACACACACCCAAAACCACCCCUGGAUGAUAUUCGAUGAAUCAUUGGCAGAACUAACUCUCGACCUCCCUCUAAUGAUUCUCCUUUCGCUGUGGCAGAGGUACCUGGAGAGAGUGGACCCUUUGAUCAAACUUUUUCAUACACCGACGGCCCAGAAGACUUUUAUGGAAGCAGCCGCAAGUAGGGAAACAUCAAGUCUUAAUGCGCUGUGUUUGGUACACGCGAUCUCCUAUGCAGCCAUCAUGAGUAUGUCCCUGGCUGAGUGUGAUGCCGAGCUGGGAAAUACCAAGGACGUCUUGCUGACAAGAAGCCGGAACACCGUGGAUUUAUCGUUAGCUGCCAUUGACGUCCUGCAUACACGUGACGUAAUGGUGUUACAGUCAUUAACUUUGUACCUAAUAUGUGGUCGACUAGACUCCAAUGGCCCAAAUGUCCACAGGGAAGUCGGCCUGGCAAUCGGGAUAGCCCUGAAAAUGAACCUUAACCGUGACGGAUAUGCGCUUGGGCUAAACCCAUUUGAAACCGAGAUACGCCGGCGUCUUUGGUGGAAUAUUCUGACUCUCGAUGCCCUGACAGCGCAGGACCACAAAACUGACCCAUGUGCGUUGGGCAAAUCGUUUAAUACAAAGGUGCCUUCAAACGUGAACGACAGCGAACUAGACCCGAACAUGAGAUCGCCUCCGGCCAACCAGCAGCAAACGUCGGGAAUGGUUUUUACGCUGGCCAGAAUUGAAAUUACAUUCUAUUCUCGUCAAUUCAUAUUUUCCGAUCAGUUUUGUCUCCAAAACUCUUAUCCUGAGCUGUCCGUAGCCGAGAAGCGAGAUACACUAGAAAUGAUGAAAAAGCGGAUCGAAGACGAAUAUCUAAAACUAUAUGACGAGAGCAUACCUCUACACAGCGUCGCGGCAUCGGCAACAAGACUUAUUUUACUGAAAUUGAAAUUAAGCAUUGGCGAAACCGACAGAGGGGUAGGGCCCGGUCUUCGUAGUGAUUUGACAGAGGAUUGGAAGAGUUACUCUGCAAAGGUUGAGUCGCUGAGAACUUGCCAUCAAGGACAGAAAUUUCUCUGGUUUUUUAAGGACCUACUGGACUUUUCACCUCAAAGGUGA
Talaromyces rugulosus is the source of this 1467-nucleotide messenger RNA. RefSeq lists its product as uncharacterized. The coding region runs from base 1 to 1467 and encodes 488 amino acids. Gene Ontology annotation, biological process: DNA-templated transcription; regulation of DNA-templated transcription. The record is from RefSeq and is a predicted model, not a curated record. The transcript has 3 exons. Lineage: Eukaryota; Fungi; Ascomycota; Eurotiomycetes; Eurotiales; Trichocomaceae. Gene Ontology annotation, molecular function: DNA binding; DNA-binding transcription factor activity, RNA polymerase II-specific; zinc ion binding.